AUGCCCGUUGUAGACAAAGCUACAAACACGGAAUUCUUUCCAUCUACUAUUGACCAUCGUCGCUUUCUCGGAUUAACAGUGAAAGACUUUCUUAUAUUCGUCAGUCAACUUCUUCUUCCUCUCGUAAUAGGCAUAUUCACUGUGGUUAUUACAUUCGAUCAACGGAAUGAAAACCGUAUUCAACGUGCUGAAGAUCGACUUAUAGCUGAACAACAACGUUUACAUGACAAACAGCUAGCAGCAGAGAAACGCGAAGCUGAUGAUCUCAAUGCUGCGAUUCAAAGAAAUAUGACCCGUGAUCAACGAAUUUAUGAAAUUAAUAUCGAACAAGAACGAUAUAAGAAAGAGAACGAGAAAUAUCUUGAUGCUUUAUUACUGUCUUAUUAUAAUGAGAUGGGUGAAUUAUUACAAAAAAACAAAUGA
Messenger RNA from Rotaria sp. Silwood2, 423 nucleotides. Lineage: Eukaryota; Metazoa; Rotifera; Eurotatoria; Philodinida; Philodinidae. The record is from the annotation of a GenBank genome assembly.